AUGGUGAUGGUGUUAGGGUUGAGGGACCAGCCCUCUUUCUGGCGUGGUGAGUUCACUAGCUCCCUCUCUCCCUUGCUCUCUCUCCCUCCAUCUGGAGUGGAUAAAGUCAGAGACCACAUCACUAAUGUUUGGCCUCACGGCCCUUUGAUCCUCCCACCCAGCCUGGCACAGCCACAGCUGCACAACAGCGCUCUGUGCCUCACCGCUCUUCCCCUCCCUAUAUCCCUCGCCAGCUUACAGCCAGGUAGCAAAAUAAAGAAAAGCACAGGCCCCAUAUUUGAUUUUCUGAUUUGAUUUCUGUUUCUUUGGCGAGCUGCAAUUUGCAGAGUGUUUUUAUGAACGCGUGUGUGCUUGUGUCAUUAUAGUUCCAUUAAGAACUGAGACAAUCUGAAAGGCAAACACCCCCUGAUAAUCCAGUCCUCCCUCCAUGAGCCUUCCAAAUGAGCCCAGCUGCCACACCUCUGGCUUCUUAAACCGCCACGGCUCAGUUCGUUCACUACAUUCAUUAAAGUAGACAUGAUUCUGGCUUCAACAUACAACGCUACUUUACAGAUGACAGUCGUGUAAGGAAUAGGGGAUGAAUUUAGUCAAAGAUACUCGUUUUCAUCUAAUGAUGGUUAAUGAAUCCAUCCUUAAUGCACUGGCUUUAGAUUGUGAUCAACCCACCAGGCAGGGUGGUGUGGGAUUAGAAUUGUUCCUCUUCAGCAUCAUCCUAAUAACUCAACCAAAUCAUCAUCAUUAUGCUCCUACCACAUACAGAGAACAGUCACAAGCUAUGUUUUAGAGGAUAAUGACUUGGACAAAAUUCUAGACUGCCCUGUGCACCUCCUGUUGUUAUUCAUGUUGAUAAUGUCUGUUUUCCUUUGGCAGGUGUAUGCCCCGUCUCCCAACUCCACAGAAGACUUCAACAGAGAUUCCCCCUCCUACUCAUCUCCCAAACCCCCCAGCAGUAUGUUUGCAAGCACUUUCUUUGGUAAGUGAUUCUGACUUAAGACAGUCUCUGUCAUGGAGUCUAAAGAAGCCAGUUUUAUCUGUUUGUUCAAUCUGUCUUUGUCAAUGUCUUCCCCUGCCUGUUGAUGGACAGUGGACCCAUGAGAAAAUAUUUCUGGACAAACAUCCUAACAUCACACUCAGUUACUCUCUCUGUAGUCACUCUCUCUGAUGUCGCUAAACAGUUUCAAAUGUUCAGCUUGAUUUAGCCAUUUCUUUCUUCUGGUAGACAGUAUUUCACUGAGCCUGGGCUCAGAGUCAGUGGUCUUUGAAGGGAUGGGGUUGCUUUCUGUUAGCCAAGGGAGGCUUAGUGUUAUCUCAGCUGUGUCCAGGACAGGGCUUGUGUUUCAGUCCUAAGACCAGACUGGGAGAGUGAACAACUCCCUUGUGUGAUCCAGCGACUCAGCAGAGAGGAGGGGGACUGCCCUAUGUGGAAAGGUCUCUCUGGGCUCUCAUAAUCAAGCUGUGUGUUGUGGUUUGCUUCACGGCGGUUCAGGCAUAUUGCAUUUUAUGUAAACUUGACUUUGGUUAUUAAACUAAAGCCAUUAAAACGUCUUUGCUCCCUUCUGGAAUCAAAUCCAGGACGUCUCUUCAAUUGGAUGAUCCUUUUGUUAAAUUAGUCAUUAUACUGUGAAGAAUAGGGAUGAAACUCAAGACGGAUCCAUUUCAACUUAACUCUGUUUGUUGUCAUUAGAUGGGACCCACAACUCUUCUGACCCGUGGAAUUCCUCCAAUGGGAUCAACCAGCCUAGUUAUGGAGGAAUGCUGGGAGGAUCUUCAUCUCACAUGCCGCAGUCAGGAAAUUACGUCAACAUGCACUCACAUGACCGCCUGGUAAGCAACCCAGCUAGUGAUGUAAGCACAUACUGUAAGUCUCAAUGUUUCCCCUACCUAUUCUUAGACAGUCUACCCCCUCCCCUUUAAGCUCUAUUGCCCCAUACUCAUAAAACAUUUGGCCUGCAUUGGUUUCAAUUGAAUAUUUGUGGUGUGCAAUAUUGCAGCCCACAAUAUUGCCCACCCUGCCUACAGAAAAAGUCUAGCUAGGGGAAACACUGUGACUUAUGUGUAUUCAGCAUCCAUGUCCUGUUCUGCCCCAUCAGAGCACAUCCCCUCCUCUCUGCUGAGCCCGUAGUGAGAGUGGUCGGUGUGAGCCGUGGCCUGGCUAUCUCUCUAUCUGAUGUUGCUGUCUGGGCGGUAUCUGUGUAAGACACGGCUGACCCCCUCUAUCAGUGUUUCAUCUGCUCUGCUCUGUCUGCCCACUGUGUCUCACUGGGACUCACGGGGAGCCUGCAGCUGCUGCUCAACCAAAGCCCUCUGUCUGUCUGGGCUCCACAUUCAUAUAACCUCUAUUUAUCAAGUGAUAGUUUUUCACCAUGCAAAAUGCGAUUCUUUCCACUGAACAAGUGUAUGCACACACAAUAUUGUUUUGUCCUCAUGUACACGUGUUUUGUUCUCUUUGUCUUUCAGAACUACCCUCCACACUCUGUAUCGCCGACAGACAUCAAUGCCAGUCUUCCUCCAAUGUCCAGCUUCCACCGCAGCAACGCCAGCACUUCACCAUUCGUUAACCCAACACACACCCCGCCUGUCAACACCACCGACGGGGUCAUGGGUACGCCGAAUAUUUGGUUGAUCUACUCUUAAAUAUCAAUAGGCGAGAUAAAUGUCCAUAAUUAUGCUUUCUUCUUUAAUCUAUGCGCUGUGUUAUAAAUGUCCUCUCCUUGUUUAUGUAGUUGCUGCAAAUCGGGGGAACGCCACUGGAAGCCAGCAGACUGGAGAUGCACUGGGCAAAGCCUUGGCUUCGGUGAGUACAGCACACCCCUGUUCUCCUCCGGGGAAAUGGGAAAGCCUCAAAGGAGAUUUAGAUAGAAACCAUGUUACAAAUCCACAGAGGUUGUUUGUUUGGGGUAAAGCCCUAUUGGUUUACUUGUAAGUGGAGGCACAAUCCAUGCAGCACUUAAAAUUGCACUCUCUCCCUCUGAAUGUCAGUUUGAUUGAGGCGUUAGGCUUACAUGGAUGGCUAGGAAUCCUCUGUGGAUAUCCCCUCUAGGUUGAUCCCCUCUCUGGGUGUGAAUCCUGUGUUAUUGCCUACACUACCUUCUCCACACACAUUAAUAUCAAAUAUAUUUGUUAUUCCUGUGUUGAAUUGAGAUGGUGCAGUAUAUUAAUGGCCCUCUUUAGUCUGUAAAGGAAGCGACCUCGGUAGUCACGAUGGGUAUUAAGUGCUAUAGUGAAUGCUGAUUAAAUAAGCCCAGAGGGAUGUGUUUGCAGUUGUUUUUGGGCCUAAGCCAGGAUAAUUGUGGACUUAAUCUCAGAGUAUACAAGAAAGGGAAUUGUAGGUUAAAAAAACACACUCCUAAAGCCUAUGGAUUACGCACCAGUUUGAAUAAUCAAGCCUUGGAAUUUGUGCCAUUUUCGAUCAUGUCUCCCUGCACGUUUGACACACAAUAACUCAUAAACCUUUGCACUACUGAGGAUGAAUAUAUCCUCCGUCCAGUUAGAGUACUCUGGGUUUCAACAGCCACAAAACCUCACAGAGAGCUCUUCUGUCCCUCCUCUUACUGACUAUUUCUCAUUUUAAUAACUCCCAGAACUAAUCUUUAACCGGGCCUAAUAUACACUUCAUGACCAAAAGUAAGUGGACACCUGCUCGUCGAACAUCUCAUUCCAAAAUCAUGGGCAUUAAUAUGGAGUUGGUCCCCCUUUGCUGCUAUAACAGCCUCCACUCUUCUGGGAAGGCUUUCCACUAAAUGUUGGAACAAUGCUGCAGGGACUUACUUCCAUUCAGCCACAAGAGCAUUAGUGAGGUUGGGCGUUCCAAUUCAUCCCAAAGGUGUUUGAUGGGGUUAAGGUCAGGGCUCUGGGCAGGCCAGUCAAGUUCUUCCUCACCAAUCUCGACAAACCAUUUCUGUAUGGACCUCACUUUGUGCACAGAGCCCUGUGGGCCUUCCCCAAACUGUUGCCACAAAGUUGGAAGCACAGAACCGUCUAGAAUGUCAUUAUAUGCUGUAGCGUUAAUAUUUCCCUUCACUGGAACUAAGGGGCCUAGCCCAAACCAUGAAAAACAGCCCCAGACCAUUAUUCCUCCUCCACCAAACUUUACAGUUGGCACUAUGCAUUGGGGCAGGUAGCGUUCUCCUGGCAUCUGCCAAACCCAGAUUAGUCCGUCGGACUGCCAGAUGGUGAAGCGUGAUUCAUCACUCUAGAGAACGUGUUUCCACUGCUCCAGAGUCCAAUGGCGGUGAGCUUUACACCACUCCAGCCGAUACUUGGCAUUGUGCAUGGUGAUCUUAGGCUUGUGUGCUGCUGCUCGGCAAUGGAAACCCAUUUCAUGAAGCUCUGAACUCUGUGAAGCAUUUAUUUGGGCUGCAAUUUCUGAGGCUGGUAACUCCAAUGAACUUAUCCUCUGCAGUAGAGGUAAAUCUGGGUCUUCCAUUCCUGUGGCGGUCCUCAUGAGAGACAGUGUCACGAUCGUCCAGAACAGAUGAGGACCAAGGCGCAGCGUUGCAGGCAAACAUACUCUUUAAUUAGAGACACGAUCAAAACAACAAACGAUACGUGACAGUUCACGGUCUAACAUAAACAGACUUGAAACAAGAUCCCACAAACACAAAUGACAGUUUAAAUAUGGCUCCCAAUCAGAGACAACCAACGACAGCUGACACUCGUUGCCUCUGAUUGGGAGCCACUCAGGCCAACAUAGAAAUACACAUACUAGAUAAACAAAUGAAAUGCACACCCUGGCUCAACAUACAAGUGUCCCCAGAGCCAGGGCGUGACAGUACCCCCCCCCUAAAAGCGCGGACUCCGACCGCGCCCACCAAACACCACAGGAGAGGGACCGGGUGGGCACUCCGCUUAGGCGGCGGAUCCGGCUCCGGGCCUGAUCCCCGCUCCCUCUCCAACCCCCCAAAGUACCCCCGGUCCGGUCUGGCCCCGCCGGCCGGAGCUGGACUGCACACUGGUGGAGCGGAUUGCUCUAGCUCCGGCGUGAAGCAUCUGACCGGUGCCGGACCAGCCACCGGUGGAACAGGUACGGGCCGUGCCAGACUGACGACGCACACCACUGGCUUGGUGUGGGGAGCAGGAGCGGGCCGCGCCGGGCUGACGAAGCGCACCACUGACUUGGUGCGGGGAGCAGGAACGGGCCGUGCCGGGCUGACGAAGCGCACCACUGACUUGGUGCGGGGAGCAGGAACGGGCCGAGCUGGGCUGACGAAACGCACCACUGACUUGGUGCGGGGAGCAGGAAUGGGCCGGACCGGGCUGACGACGCGCACCACUGACUUGGUGCGGGGAGCAGGAACGGGCCGCGCCGGGCUGACGAAACGCACCACUGACUUGGUGCGGGGAGCAGGAGCGGGCCGGACCGGGCUGACGAAGCGCACCACUGACUUGGUGCGGGGAGCAGGAACGGGCCGUGCCGGGCUGACGAAGCGCACCACUGACUUGGUGCGAGUGGCAGGAACAGGCCGGACCGUACUGGGAACACACACCACUGGCCCUACGUGGGGAUCAGGAACAGGCCGGACCGGACUGGCAACACACGCCAGUACCUCUCGCCGUGCCUCUACACCCUCCUUCCCCCUGGUGACCAGUGACUCCCGUAACCUGGCGGCCUCCUGCUGCCCCGUCGUCCACGGCGUUAGCCCCCCCCUAAAAAAUUUAUGGGCUUCACUCCUACCCGUGGCCAAGGCCUCCAUCCCUCUUGCCAGACUCGCACUCAUCUCCUCCCAAGUCCAUCCUCUCUCCUCGUCACGCUGCUUGAUCCAGUCGAGGUGGGAUCUUCUGUCACGAUCGUCCAGAACAGAUGAGGACCAAGGCGCAGCGUUGCAGGCAAACAUACUCUUUAAUUAGAGACACGAUCAAAACAACAAACGAUACGUGACAGUUCACGGUCUAACAUAAACAGACUUGAAACAAGAUCCCACAAACACAAAUGGGAAACAGACAGUUUAAAUAUGGCUCCCAAUCAGAGACAACCAACGACAGCUGACACUCGUUGCCUCUGAUUGGGAGCCACUCAGGCCAACAUAGAAAUACACAUACUAGAUAAACAAAUGAAAUGCACACCCUGGCUCAACAUACAAGUGUCCCCAGAGCCAGGGGGUGACAGACAGUUUCAUUAUAGCGCUUGUUUUUUUGUGACUUUACUUAAAGAAACGUUCAAAGUUUGCUUUGCUUAUUUGAGCUGUUCUUGCCGUAAUAUGGACUUGAUCUUUUACCAAAUAGGGCUAUCUUCUGUAUACCCACCCCUACCUUGUCACAACACAACUGAUUGGCUGAAACGCAUUAACUUUUAACAAGGCACACCUGUUAAUUGAAAUGCAUUCCAGGUGACUGCCUCGUGGGGCUGGUUGGGAGAGUGCCAGGGGUGUGCGGGGCUGUCAUCGGGGUAGGGGGUGGCUACUUUGAAGAAUCUCAAAUAUAAAAUAUAUUUUGAGUUGUUUGGCACUUUGUUGGUUGCUGCAUGUUUCCAUAUGUGUUGUGUCGUGGUUUUGAUGUAUUCACUAUUGUUCUACAAUGUAGAAAAUAGUACAAAAUAAACCCUUGAAUGAGUUGGUACUGAAUGCACCAAUUUGUAAGUCGCUCUGGAUAAGAGCGUCUGCUAAAUGACGUAAAUGUAAAUGUAAUGAAGCUCCCGACGAACAGUUCUUGUGCUGAAGUUGCUUCUAGAGGCAGUUUGGAACUCGGUAGUGAGUGCUGCAACCGACGACAAACAAUUUUUACACGCUUCGCGCUUCAGCACUCGGCGGUCCCGUUCUGUGAGCUUGUGUGGCCUACCACUUCUCGGCUGAGCCGUUGUUGCUCCUAGACGUUUCCACUUCACGAUAACAGCACUUACAGUUGACUUGGGCAGUUCUAGCAGGGAAGAAAUAUGACGAACUGACUUGUUGGAAAGGUGGCAUCCUAUGACUGUGCCACGUUGAAGGUCACUGAGCUGAGCAGACUUUUGUCUAUAUAGUGUAUCUCACCUCCGAGAAAUGAAACCCACCGUAGCUUUUAUUCCUAGUAAAAAGUGAGAGAAGUAGAAUGUGGAAAAGCGUAAUGGGUUUACAUUUGGGAAGUGCUAUGGCUCAGUGGCGCGCACCCGAAAGAGAAAAGUGUGUGUGAGGGGGUAUGAUAAUCACAAAUUAAGUAUUUUUGUAUUCUCAGACUCAAUUCUAUUAGCAUGACAAAGCUGCGGUGAAAUGGACACGGUUGGGCUGGGGUGAGACGAGGAGUGGGGAGGCCAGGGGGGGCGAUGGGGGUUCCUAACUGCUGUGGCUCAACUCUGCGGGCCGCCCUUUGUGGGCCUUUUGUUCUCCGGCCUUUUAAACGGGCCGUGCUUAUUGGCCCCCCGCUGCCCGGGGGAGCGUGACCGAUGAGGAGGCGGAGCCUCAUUUGUUGUUGGUAAAAUGAGUCGUGUUGCAGUUUGAAUACAGCAGAAGUAGCCCGGGACCAGAAGAAUGGCCCGUUGUAUAUUGCAGGGUCAGGAGUCACGGCUAUAGACGGCCCGCUUUGGAAAGAGAAGAGAUAUUGGCUAAUUCGUUUUGAGUCCCAUUGAUUUGAGACAUACACUUGUGAUCACAGUUGAUGGUCAUUACUUCUCAACAGGAUUUAGUGUCUCAGGGUAAAGAUACUGAGCAGUGACAAAUGCUUUUGACUGAGAAAUGUGAUUUAAAGAAUAGAGAAGAAGAAGCGUGUAUUCUAAGUCCCCACAGGGAAAAACAUAUAUUUUGGUACACAGAGUGACAUGCAAUAGCCAAACCAUUUGGAUUUUCAAAAGUUGAUUGAAACACAAAAGCUUGGUGAUCAAGCUUAAAAGAGAAGAUUAUUAAUAACGGCAUUCCAUUGUGUUUACUGAAGUUAAACGGUUUCCUGUGAGUAGGAUGUGAUGUUUACUUGGAGGGAAAUCCUUCUGGAUCUACUGCCUCUGCUAAUUAGUGGGAUUCAAACCUCUAAUACCCUGAUUUACUGGGAUACACUUUCCAUUAUGGCACAAAAUAUCCUCUUAAAGGGAACAAAUCAGGGAUGUGUUGUCUGCUUUAAUCCAUCAUUUCUCUAAACAAAUGAAAUCCCUGUGGAAGUUUUAAAGAUGUAAUCUGUAUGCUUCGGAAUCACAUCAUCCUCUCUCUCGCUCUCUCUCGCUCUCUCGCUCUCUCUCUCUCGCUCUCGCUCUCGCUCUCUCUCUCGCUCUCUCGCUCGCUCUCUCUCUCUCUCUCUCUCUCUCUCUCUCUCUCUCUCUCUCUCUGUUUUUUAUAGUCCAUACAAGACACCUCAACUGGUCCGAUCUGAUUGUUUAGUACUCAUCCAGUUUUAGUUGUUCUCUCCCUUCACUGGGGCCCAAUUCAGGGCGUGGUCUAGCAUGGAGAGGUGCGGUGGUGCAGCUCAUUCAGAAUAACCCCCACCGCUCCAUCACUAUUGGGGGAUUAAUGCUGGCCUUUGUAUCUCUCCCUGUCUAUGGCCGGGCAUUCCCUCUCUCUUGGCCUCCACCCUGGUUUAUACUGGAGUUAUAUAGCACCAUGUUAAAAAGAUAUUCAUGGAAUUUAGGGCAGAUUUUAGUCCACUUUAGCUUUAAAGGAUUUCAACCGCUUUGUUCCUGUUUCCCCCACAAAGUAAAGACGUUGACUUUCUCCUCUAAUAGUGUAUCAGUCAUAUUACUGUAGAUACAGUAUCUGUAUGAUAUGAUCUAUGCUGUGGCUAGUGGGGAGAUCUAAAUAAAACAACACAAACCAGAGUUGGAGGAGGGCACUAGACUGGACAGAGCCUUCAGGUGUCACAGUGAAUAUGGUUUACGCUACGUUUAUUUGAGCUUUAACUGAAGCCGCUGCUCACUGUUAAAGGCCCAUAUGUAUGCUCUGAACAUUUUUAUGGGCUCCCCAGUUGUAAAAUCCCCAGAAUUGAUGAGCCAAUUUCGGCUGUGCGCAGGCUGAAGGAUGGUGACACAGGCUAUAAAGAAGUAUGGGGAAACGAUAGGUUGUGAUUUUAAAGAGCUGCAUGUUCAGCCUUACUGACAGAACUCUCUCUUUCUCCCUCCCUUUCCCCAUUUCUCUCCCUCCUUCUGUCAUCCCCCUCACUCUCUUUCCCUCCGUUUCUCUCCAUCUUCCCCCCUUUCUAUCUCCCCUCUCUCUCCACAGAUUUACUCACCUGACCACACCAGCAGUAGUUUUCCAUCCAACCCCUCCACCCCUGUAGGAUCUCCGUCGCCCCUGACUGGCACAGCAGGUGCUGCUGCCUCAGCAGGUACAGUGGUGACCACCGGCGCCCCCUCUCGAAGGGCAGGUACAACAUCAGUCUGCACUCUGAUCUACUGCACUAUAGAAUUAUACCAGCCUAAACUAGUCCCAAUGCCAUGGAGAGGUGGUGGUUAUUGCUUCCUCAGAGCAUCCGCACUGCUUCCUCCAUAAGGCUCUGUCUUAGUACUGUAGGUGAACACUGCAAGUGAUGUUUAUCUCACGAUGGUCUUCCGAGUCUCUAUUGUUUUGACGACAUUGCUGAUGCAGUUUACCCCAGACAGCCCCUAGCUACAUAGUGAUAAGGAGUCAGCUCUCUUCAGUUGCUGAAAGGGGCCAAGAGACUAUCUUAGAGUUUGUCAUCCUCUCCUCUCAGUCACUGCAUUCAUUCUACCAGAUAACCAACCGGAUAAUUCAGAUAAUGAAUUUCCCUAAAACUGGGUCCGUAUGUAGCAGAGCAAUGUGCAGGGGACAUUUAAUAGUUGAGAGAGAGAGAGAGAGAGACCAGCGUGUUGUUUUAGUGGGCAGUUGUGCCGUGUGUGGUGAUGUAGUGGCGACAGCUGUCCCCACGUAUGCCCCCCUCGUCCUCAGCUGUUGCCCUGGUCUGUGGGACAGCUGUUCCCCCCAUGGACCGACCGGCCUGCAAAAGGCCUCAUUUAUCUGCCCGAGGAGCGACAGUGACUCAGCUGAUGAGGAGGAGUAUAUCAGCCUCACACAGGGGGAUGCCGACCCCUCACCACCCACUUUAUACCUCAGCUAGCCAGGCCUCAGGGCAGCAUGCCCUACCUGGGAGGACAGAGGAGGUAGAAUGUCAACAACCAUUUAGAUUAUAUCAGUUAAGUUUCUGUCACCUGGAGAUUGAGAACACCAGUUAUUUGGGUGUGGAUUGUUUUGUUAUACAAAUAAUGAGACAACAUGAUACCAAGGGCACCAACUUUUGUUACAAUGUGAAACAGAGUUUCUCUUUACAAUCAUAAUCCUCAGUGAAUCUACAGUUUCUGUUCAAUUUACAAAUGCAAAACAAAUACUCCACAUCCAUGACCUUUCCAUGUGAGAAAACAUCUGCCUUUGUCCAAAACCCUUCCCAAAAGUCAUAACCUAUCCAUUUCUAAAUCUGUUGCCAUUAGUUUAAUAGAACGCCUCCAUAAAAACUAAAGUUAAUGUAGCUUGAAAGGGCAACUGGGAUGAUUGAAAAUGUAUUUCUUCAUUAGCAUAGUUGUUUCAUGUUUUGCGAUCUAAUAUCAAUGUAUGUGUUUGAAGUUUGUUAAUUAGAAUAAGGGGCUAUACUUAGAGGUCAGUUGGGGCAUGAUUUGGCAUGAUGUUCAGAUUAACCACAAAUUGCUCCAUCUGUUCAUUAGAAUUUGCUAGUUUCAUAACCCAACCAGGCAGGAACAGAUAUACACCCUGGUGCUGCUCAACUCAACUCUGGCUGGUGUGUUCAAUUAGCCCUCUCCUCCUCCUCCUCUCCUCCACGUGGGGACCAGAGGCCCAGGGAGGCUUAGUUAUGAGUACUUCCUGUUUGGUUUGUGCCAGGGAAACGCUGAGGCUGAGCAGAGAGGCUCCCUCAUUUCCUGUUCCAAAGUUACUUUUAAUAGCCUCUUAAUUAAAGCCUGGCUUUUCCAGGACCUUUGUGUGGAGAGACUUUCUCUCAGAAGAGGACUAAUGCUUAGUUUACACUGCUGACGAUGAAUCAAUGGAAAAUCCUAAACAGUUCCCCCAGGUCAAGUGGAGUUGUAAUCCUAGUGUUUGUCAGAAACAAACUAACGUUAGCUAGCUAUCUCCCGGUUCCCAAUCUUUCUCUCUCAAAUACUGAAAUACCAUUUUAGAGGAGAACAGGAAGAAAAUGGGUCCUGCUGUUUGUUUUGACAAACAAUGUAUCCAUCUGUAGAGUAUGCUACAGUACGUGGGCUGUGUGUUGGCCUCCUGCCACAGUAAUGGAGACCAGACGGUAUAGUGAGGGCCCAUAGCUGGAGCUGGCUCACUGACACAGCCCAGUAUAAAUAACCUGGGAGGUUUCCUCAUUGUCACAAUCGAUUAAGGAGACUUGAACUGUUUUCAUGUGCACACCACAGGCUUGGUGUAAUGCAUUACCUCCUGGUGCACUGUUGUUUGUUAGUUGGAAUAUUUCAUACAAAAUUGGCUAAGAUAAAGAGACAAAGAUAUUUAAAAAAAUUGCAUCGGAUACCUCAAUUUGAUUAGCAGAUUAUUUUAGUUUCACACUAAUCAAAUUGAGUUGAUUUGUUUUAUAUGUGCUAUUGCACAUUUAAUGUACUGAUUAUAAUCAUUCCCACACAUUGUGAUCCCCUCUGCUUUAUGUAAAAUUCAAAUGUGCUCUAGAGAUCACCCAGUCUGGGAUAGAAUGGAAUUCCUUAGUUAGAUGUUUCCACCAUUUGUUUGGUCUCUUGGUUGUCUCUAGAAUCUCAGAAUGGAAAGUUAAUUCAGGUCAAGUCUCUGAGUCUCUCUUGGCCUGCGUAUUUUGGCAAGCCACGGAGCUGUUGGACUGUUACACUAUACCUCAGCUUGGCAUGUGAUUGGUCAGAGGAUAUUUGUGUUGUGACCCCUGGAAACUUGUCAGCCAAUCACAUCGGGCUUAGAUCAGCGGACGAGAGGAGCACCCACGAGUGCAGCCUUGCUAGAGCCUUCUGGAACUUUCUGGCUCAUUGGAGGGAGUAAGGGACUCCUAUUGUCGUGGAAGAAUCACUCUGUCAGUGUCAGGGGAAGACAGCCUCUGUCCCAGCCAGGCCUCUUAUCACUGUUCACAUUGCUCUCUGGGCUAUUAGCUCAUUAAUGAGCGGAUGUAGACCAUGUCCCAGUGUGCUGGUGUAUGUUGGGGCCGUCCACCCACGGCCCUUGGCUCAUGUUGCAGGAUGCAGCCCAGUCACCAGGAAAUGAUGCAGCUGAACCCCAAUGAUGAAAAUACCUCUCACAGCAUAACAACAACAGACCAGACAGGAUGUGGAUGUACUGUGUGUCAGUCAGCCCCUGUAGAGUGUAGCAGGAUGCAGGUCUCUUAUCAUCAGCCAUGUUGUGAUGUCUGAAUCAGCCAUGUCAGGUGGAUAACUGUGGUUCUCCCUCUCUGUCUCUCUCAGGUACCAACCAAUGGUCUCGUGGUGCAGCCGGACAGACCCCCUCCUCCCCCAACUAUGAGAACUCCCUGCACUCACUGGUAAGUCUCCCUGCCUCCCCUCUCUUCCCUUCCCCCACACCCUGAGCACUUUUUAAUGGACACGCACACAGUAGAUGUGUUCGCUCGCGGAGGGCAGGGGUAGCAUUACAUGAAGAUUCUUGGCUGACAAAUGUCGGAGGGGGAGUGGGGGGGUGGGAGUGCUGAACAAUACCCGUCCCUUGGGGCGUGUCUCCUGCCAUCUGUCCCCUACUUCGUGGGCCAGGGUGGGGUUGGGGGGAAGGUGGGGUGUGGGGUGUGGGGGGGCUGGAGUUAUGGGGGCUGGGGAGCCUGGCAGCUGUUGCGUUGACUGAACCACCACUGCUCCAGGAUUCCUGCGCUAGCUGCCUGUCUGCAUGCGGACCAGAAACAUGGCUUGGGAUCACUUUUCACCCCACACACACGCAUUCACACCAUCGGCUGUGGGGAUAAAUAUUUACCCACUAUAUUUGUAUGCCACCUACAAUGGGAUUUUUGUGAAGCGACCAAACCGAUGAAUGUGUGGGAGGGAUGGGACCUCACGGUGGGAGGAGAGGGCGAGGGGUCAGAGUCAUUAUCUAAACAGGACCACCGUUUUGAUGCUGCCUGACACAGUGAUUAGUUACCAUAUAUCUGUCUCUGUCUGACUGUUCUUUCUCUGUCCUUCUAUCUCAGUCUACACUAUCUCUGACGUUUCCACUAAUGUUUAUUUGUGCUCACAUGCUUUCCUGUUCUAUCUGAUUUUGGCAGAAAACUCGAGUCCAUCAGCAGCUUCAUGAGCAUCUCCAGGAUGCCAUGUCAUUCUUAAAGGAUGUAUGCGAGGUACUCCUGCCCUUUAGAUGGAGACUUUACCCAUCAUUGUUUGACACCUUUUCACAUCCUUAGUUCUUUUUCUUGGCCUCCGUUCCGUUCCAUUUAAUUGGAAUUUCAAAUGUUUUGUUUCUGUGCUUUUUAUUGUUGUUUAUUAUUUAUAUUUUGACAUUUCAGCUUGCUACAGUAAUCAGCUUAGGAGCAUAAGACGCUUUAAUGCCAAAUUAAUAGUCAUGGUACUCCAAAUGAGUGGUGUGCCAGCCCGUUUAUCAGUUUCUAUAGAUACAAACGAGGAUGCUUGUCUGUUAUGAACACAAGCAUCCCUUGUGCCCCUCCUCAGGUUGAAAUCUUCAUCUGUUUUUGAUUGUCUUUCUUUUAUGCUUUUGGUAUCCCUGUGGUGUUUUUUCACCCCAAGUCACGCCAUACAAUCACAAUGUCCUCCAUUUUUUGGUCCUAAUGUGCUUAUAUUAAGCUGCUCUGUCCUUCUCUCUGCUCUUCUUCCCACCCCUCUCCCCUCCCUUCUCCCUCUUUCUUCCCACCCCUCUCCCUCCCUUCUCCCUUUCUUCCCUCCCUCCCCCCUCCCUUCUCUCUCCCUCUUCUUUCCUCCCUACCCCCCCCUCUCUCCCCUCUCUUCGCCACCCCUCUCCCUCCCUUUCGCCCUCUUCCCACCCCUUCCCUCCUUCUCCUCUUCUUCCCACCCCUCUCCCCCCCCUUCUCCCUCUUCUUCCCACCCCUCUCCCCUCCCUUCUCCCUCUUCUUCCCACCCCUCUCCCCUCCCUUCUCCCUCUUCUUCCCACCCCUCUCCCCUCCCUUCUCCCCUUCCCACCCCUCACCCCUCCCUUUCCCUCUCUCCCAAACUCUCCCCUCCUUCCCCUCUUCUUCCCCCCCUCUCCCCUCCCUUCUCCCCUCUUCCCACCCCUCUCCCCCCUCUCCCCUCUCUGCCCUGCGACCCACUCCCUCCCUCCUCCCUCUCCCUCCCUUCUCCCUUCCCCCCUCUCCCCUCUUCACCCUCUUCUUCCCACCCCUCUCCCCUCCUCUUACUCCCGCUUCUUCCCACCCCUCUCCCCCCCUCCCUCCCUAACUUUCUUGCCCACCCCUCUCCCCUCCCUUCUCCUCUUCUCUCAUGGUCCUCCCAGUCUCGGAUGGAGGAUCGCCUGGACAGACUGGAUGAUGCCAUCCUCGUCCUGCGGAACCAUGCCGUGGGCUCCACCACCAGUCUGCCCAGCGACAUACACAGCCUGCUGGGACAGAAUGGGCCAAUAGCAGCCCUCGGAGCAAACUUCCCUGCCGCCGGAUUGGUUGCUAGUCGGACAGCAGCAAUGGUAUGAGUUAACUUUGCAGAAGAAAAAGAUAUUGAUUGUUUUAGAUGUUAAUGAGAUUAUGUUUCAUGUGUUUUGCAACUUAAGAAUUGAGUUUGAAUACUUAAAAGAAAGUCAUUUUUUUGAACUGAGGGGAGGCAUAUGUGCUUUUGCGUUUCUCCAAAUAGGCUAAUAAACAAGCCUCGGCCACCUGUUCAGAAUGAGUCCACAGCCAUGUGCAAAAACUCUGCCUUUUUCCACAGAGAGCAGUUUAAUUUAAACUCACAUACUUUCCAUAUGUGUAAUGGUUGGCCGAAGGCUUACUCUCCUUAAGAAAGACCUCAUAUACAGGGUUGAAUGAGAAAACCAGGCAAAACUGCUUUGGUCUGGAAAGUGUUUGUCUGUUGCACUCCUAUGAGGCGGCUCCUGGGGAACGGGGGGAUGCAGGUCUCGGUGCAGAGCAUUAUAUGUUUGCCCAUCCUCCAUCUGAACUAUUUCAUAUCGGAGAGGAGAGCACAUCUGUAGUGGAAGUUUCAACAGAGGGAGACAGUUCUACACUAAUCCCUAGGUGAUGGGAAAUAAUUUAGGCCGUAUUUUUCCUGAAUUUUCUGAAUCAGUUCUGGCGUACGUGGGUGGAUGGUUGGAUUAAGAUCCUCUUGGAUUAAACUCCCUUUUUGAAGAAAAUGGAUGGAGGCACUCAGGGGAUGUGAUGGAGGAGGAGAGGGGAGGAUGCCGAGGACUGAAACAUGCUUAGCAUUUCCUUACCUCAUCAUUUACUGUCCAGAUCUCAGACUCAGUCCCAGCUCUUCACAGGAACCUGUCUCCCUUCCACUCGCUGAUUAGUAAACAUUCUUGCUGAGGAGUAGCAUCUGUGAGACUAGUCCUUGCAUUACUCACAUGGUAAUCGGGCCAACAAACCCACAAGAAAAUUGGGAGGCAUUUGAUCCCUGCCCUAUGGUAACAAACAUAUCAUAUGUGGUCCUCUGUAGCUCAGCUGGUAGAGCACGGCGCUUGUAACGCCAAGGUAGUGGGUUCGAUCCCCGGGACCACCCAUACACAAAAAAAUAAAUAAUGUAUGCACGCAUGACUGUAAGUCGCUUUGGAUAAAAGCGUCUGCUAAAUGGCAUAUUAUUAUUAUUAUUAUAUCCAAUUUUCAACACUUUUGAUUAUUAUUGGAAGUGGACAAGGUUUGGAUGUGUUCUGUAUUUCUGCCGUACUACUUCUCCCCUUACUGUUCAUUUAUUGGAGUUGGUGCUUUUACAGCCUUUCGCAGCCUUCGCAGCAUGCAAGCUUGGAGCCUGUGUCCCUCUUGCCCAGAAUCAUUAAAAUACAGGGACUAGUAUUUCUGGUUUGUUACUCAGGAAGAAAAUGUCCCAGCGCACCAUGUGUUUUCAGUCAUGGCCAUUUUGAUAUUGGUGUUGUGGUCCUUGGAACUCUCAGGAUAGUAUUUCCUGCUCUGUGACUGAAAGUGCUUUUUAGUUGUUCUCCCAUGGUGCAGUUCAGUUUGGUGUGCUGGUUAUAGAGUGUAGAGGGACAAUGGUGAUGGUGGGCUGUGACACUAGAAGAGAACUGGCUGUGUCUGAAUGAGCACAGAGCUUCCUCUGUGGUAGAGAGAGAGAGGGUCCCCUCAGACUGCUGCUCAGACAGAGCUCAGCCGCCUCAGCACGGCACAGCCACAGCCUUUUACUCAGGACAGACCUUUUCUCUCUUUCACCGCCUCUCUUUAACCAACUCAACAAAUCUGAAUGGUUGGAAGCGCGCGUCUGAGACCACAGUCUCCACCCAAAUAGAGGUCCUCAGCUGUAUGGUAAUCAGGCCCAGCCAGGAAAAUGGCAGCGUUCUUCCCUCGCCAGAACCCCCGCGCCCCUCCUCCUCCUCCAGACAAAGAGUUGUUUGGACACCUGUUGAGAGCGCUGCAGAGAUUAGCGUAGUGAGGAGGAGGGGAGGGUUUGGGGGCAGCGGGGUUAACAGAGGCCAACAGUGACUUGGGAUCACAUUCCAUAAGAAAAGGGGAAGAUACCCCCCCCCCCCCCCCCCCCCCGUACUGCUUUCCUCUCCUCCUCCUCCCCUAGUUCCCAGAAGAGAACCGGAUAGCUGAGUGGGGAACAUGUGGUAAACCCCAGCGAGCUCAGCGAUGGUGGUGCAGCAUGGUGGGAGGACCCUGUUUCACAACCAAUAUGGAGGGAAAAAUAGGGAAAUGGUCUGUCUUUGGAGUGGGUUUUGCCUUAUAUUGCUUCCAAAUAGAUCAGAGGCAGAUACAUCUAGAAGAAGAAGAAGAACCCUCAGAACAUAAUGACCGUGGCUAACCCAACAGAGAAAAGCAAUAGAAAUGUAAACAGAAAGAAACAGGGAUAGGUUUACCAUCACAUACUGCACUGAUUCUUAUAAAAAUAUUAUACAGCCGAACAAAUGUGUGUUUGUGUUUCCCUUAUCCUGAAUAUGAAUUAUGCAUUUUGUUAUGGUGAAGUACAGCACCAAAGCACCCCCCGGUGUCAGAACUGAGGGACUUGACAACCAUCAUUAGUUCUCGGAAACUGACUCCUGUACUGCAGCUCCACCUGUAGAUCCUGCUUUUAAUAUGAGGAAAUAUGAUUGUUUAGCUCACGAAAAAGGUCAGGCAUUGUGUUCAAUUUGUCAUGACAAGUGUUUAGAAAAACCUGUUUUGAAAUCCAAGCCAAAAAUGCUUUUUUGCAAGCGUUUUCAAUGGACAGCUCUGGAAGGUUGUUCUUUCUUUUUUGAACAGACAGCCUUCAGCAUUCCAUUUGUUUGAGUGAAGGUCAGUCUAAAGUGAAGUUGAACAGCAAAGUUCUCGUUCUAUCUCUCUCUGCUUUUCAAGUCUGAGAUAUCUGAGUCAUAAAAGCAUUCUCUCUGGUUGAUUAGAAAUUGUUCCUUUCCUGAGUGUACCAGACUCACUCAGACCAGAACCCUUCCCUAUAGCUGAACUUGUACUGUUUCCCACUGACUCUCUCUCUCUCUCUCUCUCUCUCUCUCUCUCUCUCUCUCUCUCUCUCUCUCUCUCUCUCUCUCUCCUCUCUCUCUCUCUCUCUCUCUCCUCUCUCUCUCUCUCUCUCUCUCUCUCUCUCUCUGUGUUCUGACAGGGUGGUUCUCACCGUGAUGAGGCUGGCAGUUUGAUCAACAGUCACGGAGGGCCGCCCAGCAUGGGCUCCAUGUCCAGCAUGUCCACCGCUGAACUCAACCACCAAGUGGAAACCUUCAGAGGUAUGACAUGACACACUCCCAACUUCACCCAUGACCAUCUCAUCUCUGCGCUAAAAUAACUACAUGUGAAAUGUUGGCUGUAAAUGAUAGGAGAUUCCAUUUGAACUGACUCUCUACCUUUGUGUCUGUGUGUUACAGGUCUGGCUGCAGGUCUGGCUGGUCAGGUGGCUGCAGCCCUGGAGCUGAAGGUAGAGAACCAGGACAGAGACGACAUGCAUGAUGGCCACUCCUCCGACGACCUCGGCUCCGGAGACGAAAGCGACAAGAGAGACAUCAAGACUCCCAGAGGAGGCACUCGGACAAGGUAAAUAAACCUGACAACCACAAACAUGAAUCUUUAUGACCUUCUGUCUAAAACAUUCAGUGCCCUUAGAAGGUCCCUAAACCUCCCUGGAGUCUGAUCUUCACAUGUGAAUAGCCAAAAACAAUCAGCCUCAGUCUUACUGUUGCGCCUCUGGGCCUCUCCCCCUCUGCAGCAGCAUCAAUGAGGAUGAUGACAACCUGAACCCGGAGCAGAAGGCUGAGCGGGAGCGUGAGAGGAGGAUGGCCAACAACGCCCGCGAACGCCUGAGGGUGCGAGACAUCAACGAGGCUUUCAAGGAGCUGGGCCGCAUGGUUCAGCUGCACCUGAAGAGCGAGAAGCCCCAGACCAAGCUGCUCAUCCUGCACCAGGCCGUGGCAGUCAUACUGAGCCUGGAGCAACAAGUCAGAGGUCAGCAUUCCUACACUCUCACAUAUAACACACAAGAGUUAUAACACCUCUUAUGAAGAGUAAUACCACCUCUUAUGAAGAGUUAUAACACAAGUGAAUCUGUUUCUAUACACGCAGAGCGGAAUCUGAACCCCAAAGCAGCCUGCCUUAAGAGGAGGGAAGAGGAGAAGGUGUCUGGCCAUGGGGUCUCUGGGGACCAGCAGGCCCACCAUGGGGUCCACCUCGGCCUCACCGAGACAUCCAACCCCAUGGGCCGACUCUGAGGAGCACACAGGUACUGUACGGUGGUCCAUCUCCAUGGAGCACCAUCCACACACUCUCACUCUGUCAGUAAUAGCUGUGAUGAGAUACCAUAUUACUGACUUUGUGAAACAUCAUAUUUUCUUUGCUGUUCGACAUCUGUGACUGAGUUAUUCCUGUUUUUGCCCCUUCAGAUCAAAAUGAUCCAGAUCAAUUCUGUAAGAUAGAGAUGGUGCCCUUGCUUCCCAAUGGCAGACAGGACUCACAGUUUGUGACACAAAUUGGAGGCGACAGACCACUUGAAGCUAAACCCCAGACUAACACAAUCCUAAGAUUGAAGAAAAGCCCAGUGUCCAGGUCCCUGUGAUGACAUCCAACUAAUUUCUGCCCACGAGGAAACUUCAGCACAUAUCACUGUCUGCAAGCAGCGUGUCGCAUCUGAACAAUCAGAGACUGUCGCGAUCUCCUCCACCCUCCCAUGUGGAAGUUUGCCUUGUGCCUAAACUGAAUUGACGAAUGCAUUGUAACAGCAAUUAUGUUUUUUUGUAUAAUUUUUUCUAUUUAUUAUGUUACUGAGCUGUAAAGUCUAUGUCUAAAGGGAAAGUUAUUCAUAUGCUUUAAGAAGCCUGUGGCUUUUCAGUUGAUCUACAGUUUGCCAGUGUCACUAGUAUGGCCCAGCCCUCCUCCCUAGCCAGUCUCGGGCUAGCCUGAGCUAAGAUUAAGAUACUCAGGCUCCUGAGAAAGACACAAAUGUAUAUAUUCGGCAAUUUAAAGUCUUUAGGGCCCAACUAAAAAUCAAUUGGCGGUAUUGAGUGCUAAAAGACUUAAGCAUCCCAUAAAAAAAAAAGAACAUAUAUUAUUUAUAUUUAUGUUUUAUUCAUGCCGCAAUGAACAGCAUGUUUAAACCAAAACGACCUACUCAUGUGUCCGUUUGGUAUAGCUCAGUCUUCAUGUUACUGACAUAAUUAGAGGAAGAGGACUAAACGUGAGUGGUGUGUACGAGCCCAGCUAUAUAGUGUUCCAUACAUACACUAGCCUGAACACUAUCAACUCUGUGUCACAGGUGACAGAAAAAUGGCAAACUCUAGUUUUCCAGAAAGGUCAACUACAGACUUAUAAGGUGUUUAUUCUCAGUAGUGAGCAGUUCAAAUACAGAGAGCAAACCAUUUACAAACCUUAGCAUUCCCUGCAUAUUUCUUAGUGUCUUAACUAAAGGAAAAGGGACUUCACUGCCGUUUCAUUCCUUUGCCAUAUAGUGUUAAAUGUAAACAAUGAGAUAUUUCUGAUAUUGCAGUUUGUUUUCUAUAUUACAGUAUGGUCUGUGGUUAGUUGAACAGCCGUGGUCAUGCUCUUUGUAAUUACCUAGCGCUGUCUUAUCAGAGAUUGCUUAGUGAAGAAGUAGAAUCAAAAACGACGACCACAAUAUCACCUGGCCUGAAUGAACUUUCCACAUCAUUUUUUUCCUGUUAAAAAUAACUUUAGAAAAAAAGUUACAAAAACCAUUAUUCAAAGUAAUCAAAAGUUAUAUGUUGAUUUGUAAUUGUAUACAAAUCAUUUCUCUAGGCUUCAUAGUAAAGCAUAUGAUGUCAAGCGUGAAUUAGCAGAGAGGAGUUCUAAGUUAUUUAGAAUGUCUUUGUCUUGAUCCGAGCAGUGAAGCUACUGGUUACAGUAAGCCCUAGGGAAGGGAAGCGGGAGCUUUAAGAGUUCACAUGCUGUUAAACAUCAGAAACAGUUGGUCCUUCAGACAGGUAUAGUACAAUGAUGAACAAAUGCAGUUUUGAGCUGAAUUUGUAUUUUAUUUUUCAGGAUGAAGAACAAUGGUCCCCACUUUUUUUUAUUUUUUUAUCUGUGUGCAUGCUUUACUUUCUUUUUAAAAAAAAAAAGUAUUUUGGUCUUAACUCCUGGUUUUGAUUCCAUUUGUUUCCUUGUAUACUGUCUUCCAUUAUUAUCCACCUUUAAAACAAGGCUGCCACAUCCAGAGACGAGUAGCCUAUUCUGUGAAAAUUAAGUAAUAGAAUGAAGGAUGCCAUUGAAAACCACCCCAAGGAGUUUAUAAAAAUAUAUUUUUGGUUUUACAAUCAUUUUCUUUUUGUGAUAAACUUGGAAACGUAUUGUCGUGUUUUCUCUGACUGUAUGUGGCCUUGUUCAUCAUUUCAGUAUUCAUGAGCUUGUAUUCAUGUUGCUGGCAGACUCUGAUUGAGGUUAUAAUGUAUGUCACUGCCUGCUCUCUCAUUUCCCCCGUCAUUUUCAAAUGUUCUGCUGUCUGUCUCUUUGCUCCUAUGUUAGACUUUGCUGUAUUCCCAGAUGCUUUUCCUCGUAUAAUAUAUGAAAAAAGAACAAAAAUAAGAUAAAAAAACAUUUGGCUUAUUUUUCACUGUAGUUAUUAGUCUUUUAUACAAUAAUAUUGUAAGAAAAUUUAUUGAAUUCUAAAUAUUACUCUUUCUAGAUUUUUUAAAUCGAAAGUUUUGAGUAAAAAGUUUCUUACUUUAUUUUACUAUAUUAGAUAGUAAAAUGUACGGUUAUUUACCAUAACCUGUUCAUUAUUAUCAGAAUCGUACAAAUAGCAUCCCAAAAACAUAAAAGGAUUGUAGCUUGCAGUCUAGUACAUUGAGGUAUUGUACAUGCUCAAAUUUCCUGAAGGUGUGCUCUCCACCUUGAUCUUCAGUCUCCAUUGUUGGUGGAUAAAAGAUUUGUACUUGUGUCCAAAAAUUCAAGGUAUUGUUGAUGCACAUCAAAAACCAGCAGCAAGAAAUUUAACUAUCUGUCUCUGUAAAAGAAAACACAACAUGUAUAUAACAUUUAUGUAGCAAUAAAUGUGCCAUCUUUUUUAACACAAUUGUAUGUGGAUUUAUUUCCUUCUUUGGAUGUCAUCUUUCUUUCUGUUUCUCCAUCUUUUAUUUUUCUGUUAUUUCCAUGCAAUUUUGUGAUGGUUUUAUGAAAGGACAUGCUGGUGGUGCAUUUGGUUGAGCUCAAUACAAGGACAGUACUGUGAUGUGUUCACUCAAGUAAGCUACUGAAGCAACAACCCUUCCCAGGUUUUCCCCCAUCAGAAGACUUUUCUACAGUGGAUCUAGGCCAAAUGAGGAACUCUGUGCAAGAGUGUGUUUUAUAGUAUGUUACUCAUUUUUAAAACAAUAUCAGUGGACCAUUGUAGUCUGUAUUGAAUAUAUGUUUCUAUUUUUAAUAAAGUGUGAUAGCAGC
Coregonus sp. 'balchen' is the source of this 21828-nucleotide messenger RNA. The record is from the annotation of a GenBank genome assembly. Lineage: Eukaryota; Metazoa; Chordata; Actinopteri; Salmoniformes; Salmonidae.